Lotus japonicus is the source of this 1910-nucleotide messenger RNA. RefSeq lists its product as uncharacterized. The record is from RefSeq and is a predicted model, not a curated record. Bases 303 to 1571 code for a protein of 422 amino acids. The transcript has a single exon. Lineage: Eukaryota; Viridiplantae; Streptophyta; Magnoliopsida; Fabales; Fabaceae.
UUCUGGCGCCAUCAUUGGAGCUUUGCACCUACACGGUAUCCAUAACGUCACCUGCUUUGCACCUCCAUUAGAUCGAUAAUUAGCAUCUGAACCAACAGUUUCAAUGGAAGUUCAACAACUUUGAAUUAUAUUGAUUUGAUUGGGCACACCGCAACCGGGGCGGGUCAUUUUUUCGAUUGCCUGUAACGUGCUUGAUAAAAUGCCUGAGCGAAACACCGUUUCGUUAUUAUUGCCACUGGGUAUUUGUUGACAUUUAGGAGUUGUUUUACUUGGAAGGUGAAUUCUAGUUGUCUCAUUUUAGCAUGCCACUAGUUAUGGCUUGUAGGUUUUGGAAGCUGCUUUACAAUGGAGUCCAUUUCAGAACAAACAGAACUGACCCAUUUUAUCUGAACUCAAUGCUUUGUCACACUUCACAAGAUGUUCCUAACUUGCAGUGGUAUCAGAACGAGUUUCCGAAGAUUAAAAAGUUGGCCCAUUUGCUAGCUAAUGUGGAUUCAGUUAAUGGAAGACUCGUUGAUAUGAAUAGUAAUUCGACCAUUUUUAGCGACCAAGUUGAGGAUGAAAUGUGUACCUUCAAGUCUCUUGUCCGUGUGUUUGUUGGUUCUCCGUCUGUUCAGCGAAAAAUUAAACAUGCUUUGGCCACCUCCACCACAAAUACUCAACAUGAUUCAUUUACUCCUUUUAGCGAAGCAGUUGAAAGACACGCUAUGGUGGUUGAUUCACUGACCAAAGUGGGCAACUUUCUCAAUGUUUCUGCUCAGCAGAGGAAAGUGGUUCGCUUUAAAGUGGCCCAACAGGUUACCCAGCACCAUAUAUGGACUGGUGUGCUUAAAGGAACUCUCAAUAAUUUUGCUGCUGAUUUGGACUGUUUUGAUUCUCAGGGCUUAAAUGAAGGUACUAUAUUGGGUAAGCAAAUUGUUCAUAGCUGCUUGAAGCUUCUGACUGAAACUGCCAUUUGCUCUGACAUUGACUCUUCUUCAUGGAUGAAGCUUUCACCUUCUAAAACUAUUAGUUCUUCUGAUUCCCAGAAAUGGGAAGAUGUUCUUAUGAUGUUCAAUGAUCUUAUUGAAUGCUGCAAAAGUGAAACAAAAUUAAAGUUGCAUGUGGCUAAGGCUGAGGCCAUGAAGGAGGGGCUUUUCCAAAUCAAAGAUAUUUUAAUUGAUAACAGUAUUGGUUACAAGGAAGUCAGGCAUCAAGAACACCUAGUGCAGAAGAAGCUUUCCAAAACAUUGGGUCACUCAUCUCGUUGCUUAUUCACGCUAUUACAGUAUUACCUCUAUGGAAGAGUUACUGAUGUUGAAGUAGAUAUGCGUGGUGGGAUUUAUGGAAGUGGAAAGGACAACAGGUUUUGUUUGUUUAUGGGAAGAAUUUUGACAUCGGAUAGUGAGAAGAUGGUUGGGCGGGGUGUGAAGCAGUUGGAUCGGGUACUAGGGCUUUUCAAAUUUGUAUGGGAAACGGCUGGAAUGAAAGGGCAUUUAGAUUUGCAGGGCCAUCUGUGGUGUGUAGGAGCAGAAAAUAGAAUGCUUAGGUAUAGAGGAAACAUGUAUUUCGUGCAUGGCAUUUGCCUUUGAUCAGAGAUUGUAUGACAAUAUCAUUUAAUUAUAUUCUACUUUGCUGAUCUGUCAUCAGUUAGUGGUUGCCAACGGAAACUCAGAUUCAAGAUCUGUUGCGGUGCUUCAUUUGAUAUUGGUUUGUUUUCAAGAAUCAAUGUAAUUUCACCAGGUUUUACAGGAAACUAGCUAGCAAAUAUGUGGGUGUUUGAAUAAAUGGGAUAAUGUGAAAUUCAAAAAAGAAAUUACUGGCAAUAGAAGAAAUAGGAAUUAUACAGUUUGUGUGAUUCUUCUCUUGUUAUUGUUGACAGUAAAAUAAAAUUUCAACUUCGAAUUAUCCGAUGUUACAAUUUCAUUGAC